UUGUUAACAUCUUGCAUGGUUCUGCAAUGUUUAAAAGGAGAAGUAUACCAAUAUUGUGCAAAACACAGCUGGGAAACACAUAAGUGCCAAUUCAUCCUGAGUGUUGAGCAGUCGUUCAUAGACUUAAGAAGGCAGGAAAACUGUCUCUUUUUGGUGGGCCACCACACCCCCCUGCAUCACCAUGUCCAAGUACCUGAGGCAUUUCACCACAGUGGGUGACGACCACACAGCCCAGUGGCAGGAUGAGGAGCUACAUGAAGCUAGUGAGGAGCUGGGACCAGCCACAGGACAGAUGCCCCAGGGGGAACUCUCCUUCAGAGACUCCCUGAAGAUGCUCUACAGCUCCAACAAAUUCCAGAUAGUUGUGGUGUGCCUGGUCAUCCUGGAUGCCAUCUUUGUGCUGGUCGAGCUACUGAUCGAACUAUCAAUCAUUGAUUUGGAGCAUGGACACAUUGCCCCUCAGGUGUUCCACUACCUGAGUCUGGCUCUUCUCACCUUCUUCAUGGUGGAGCUGGCUGGGAAGCUCUUUGCUUACCAGCUGGAGUUCUUCCACCACAAGUUUGAGGUGUUUGACGGGCUGGUAGUGAUUGUGUCCUUCAUCCUGGAUGUUGUGUAUACAGCCCGUGAAGAGGCUUUCGAUGCCUCUAUGGGCCUCCUGAUCCUCCUCAGGCUCUGGAGGGUGGCGAGGAUAAUCAACGGUAUCCUGGUGUCUGUGAAGGCAAGGGCCGAUCGCAAACUUCACAAGCUGAAGGAGAGCAACGAUCAACUGGUCCAGCGAGUUAGCGAGCUACAAGAGCGCAGCGGCAAGACGGAACAAGAGAACAGUAAACUACGGGCUCUCCUGCGACAGCAUGACAUUGCAUACUGAUGCAGGAAGAGGAACAAGAUGCCAUUUUCAUUAUCCACUUCUAAAGUUUUAUUGGAAUUGAUCAAUAAACAAGGGCAUAUUCUGAAAGGUGUUGACCAUCCAUACACUAUUUGUGUCAGUAAUUCCACCAUGACAGGAGCUUACACUGCCCAGAUAGAUACUAAAUCUGUUUGUAAAUCCCAAAUCUGUUUGUACUCUUGCCAACUCAAUUGCUGUCAUUGUCAAACCAAACAUUUGGCAUGACAAUGAAUGACAAUGAGUUGGUAAUAUAGCACAAAGACUGGCACUCAGGCUAGAUAGAUUCCACAUGAUUAGGUCAACCUUCCAACCAUUAUCUGCAUAUUUAAGCAGAUUAUAAAAGCUGAUCAGACUUCAUUGAUAUCAUAUGCCAGUAUUUCACAUUGCUUGAUAUUUUUACAUGUGCUAUGCCUUUAUUCAGCUAAUAUUUUGUACUUUAGAUCCUGUAAUGAAUUUGUUGCAUCUUGCUGUUUUCGGAAUAUCCAUUUUUUUUUUUAACAUUUAAUUUUACCUUUAUUUAACCAGGCAAGUCAGUUAAGAACACAUUCUUAUUUUCAAUGACGGCCUGGGAACAGUGGGUUAACUGCCUGUUCAGGGGCAGAACGACAGAUUCGUACCUUGUCAGCUCGGGGGUUUGAACUCACAACCUUCCGGUUACUAGUCCAACGCUCUAACCACUAGGCUACCCUGCCGCCCCAUUGCUUGCUAUGCAAAGACAAUACAAGUAUAAAUCACUGUGAAAGUAUUAUUAAAUGUUUCUUUAUUGAUUUUUUUAUACAAAAAAUAUUACAAAUAAAUAAAAGGUGGUUGCUAACAGCAGCUGAGUGCCAUCAGAGAACAUCAGGGUUUUUAUUCUCUA
Oncorhynchus keta (chum salmon) is the source of this 1745-nucleotide messenger RNA. Its product is annotated as voltage-gated hydrogen channel 1-like. NCBI's taxonomy places the organism in Eukaryota, Metazoa, Chordata, Actinopteri, Salmoniformes, Salmonidae. Gene Ontology annotation, biological process: proton transmembrane transport. The coding region runs from base 182 to 868 and encodes 228 amino acids. Gene Ontology annotation, molecular function: voltage-gated proton channel activity. The transcript is spliced from 6 exons. Gene Ontology annotation, cellular component: plasma membrane. The record is from RefSeq and is a predicted model, not a curated record.